Messenger RNA from Penicillium lagena, 1812 nucleotides. RefSeq names its product gamma-glutamyltransferase family protein. The record is from RefSeq and is a predicted model, not a curated record. The transcript has 4 exons. The coding region runs from base 1 to 1812 and encodes 603 amino acids. NCBI's taxonomy places the organism in Eukaryota, Fungi, Ascomycota, Eurotiomycetes, Eurotiales, Aspergillaceae.
AUGCCUCUCAACGCCGGAGCAGUGUACGCCAAGCAGAACGCUGACUUCGUCCCCUUCGCCAGCCGGCGCAGCACCGUCCACAGCACUAAUGGCAUUGUGUCCUGCACUCAGCCACUGGCGGCAGCGGCCGGCCAAAAGAUUCUGAGCCAGGGCGGAAAUGCAGCGGAUGCAGCCGUCGCCGUUGCCGCGGCGCUCAACAUGACGGAGCCUGGGUCCACUGGUAUCGGAGGCGACAUGUUCUGCCUCUUUUACAAUGCCCAGACCAAGAAGGUGCACGCCCUCAACGGCUCGGGUCGCUAUCCUGCAAAAGGCUCUCUGGAGCAAGUGCGCAAGGACCUGAAGCUUGCUCCCGGUGAAGUUGGCAGCAUUCCCUUCACCAGUGCUCUUGCUGCGACCACACCCGGCGCGGCAGCCGGAUGGGUCGACACGAUCGAGAAGUUUGGUAGUGGGAAGCUGUCUCUCGCACAGAUCCUGCAGCCGGCCAUCGAGCUGGGCGAGGAAGGAUUUCCCGUGUCGGAGCUCUCGGCGCACUCUUGGGCUGCAAGUGAAGGUCUCAUUCGAAAUGCAUCACCGAACUUCCGCGAGAUGCUGAAGGACGACGCCUCCGCUAAGGACGGUGUGCGCCCUCCACAGGCCGGCGAAAUCAUGAAGAACCCCACCCUGGCCAAGACGUUCCGCGCGCUGGCCACAGAGGGCAAGUCCGGCUUCUACAAGGGCCGGAUCGCAGAGCAAGUGGUCAAGGUGAUCAAGGAUCUCGGCGGAUACAUGACGCUGGAAGAUCUGGCACAUCACGCCCAGACAGGCAGCCAGGAGGUAGACGCGAUCUCGCUCAAAUUUACCGGCCAGGGUAUAAAGUCCAAGCAGACACCUGGGACGGACGGCGGACCUAACGAGGGUGUUGAGGUCUGGGAACAUCCACCGAACGGCCAGGGAAUCGUGGCGCUGAUGGCGUUGGGAAUCCUGGAGGAACUCGAGAAAGCCGGCAAGAUUCCCAUCUUCAGCGCCGAGCAGCACAACUCAGCUGAGUACCUGCAUGCUGUGAUCGAGAGUCUGCGCAUCGCCUUCGCCGACGCUGCAUGGUUUGUGACGGACCCGGACGUGGAAAAGGUGCCGUCGCAGGGCCUGCUCGACCGCGAGUACCUGGCGGAGCGAGCAAAACUCUUCUCUCCAGACCGCGCAUCCGACAUCCUGGACCAUGGCAGUCCCGCACACAAUCACUGCGACACUGUCUACUUUGCCGUAACUGACCGCUCCGGUAAUGGCAUGUCCUUCAUCAACAGCAACUAUGCCGGCUUCGGCACAGCCAUCAUCCCCGCCGGCUGCGGUUUCACGCUCCAGAACCGCGGAGCCAACUUCUCCCUGCAGCCAGGUCAUCCCAAUGCGCUGGCUCCGCACAAGCGACCUUACCACACCAUCAUUCCGGCGUUAGUCACCAACAUCGCAGACGGAUCUCUCCACUCCGUCUACGGUGUCAUGGGCGGUUUCAUGCAGCCGCAGGGCCACGUGCAGGUCCUGCUCAACAUGCUAGCUUUCGGAUAUCAUCCACAGGCAGCGCUAGAUGCCCCGCGCAUUUGUAUUGCUGCUGUUUCGUCCGAUAGCACGGACCGCACCGUACAUGUAGAAGAAGGGGUUAGUGAUGCUGCCGUCGAGGGUCUGCGCCGCCUCGGCCACAAGAUUGAGGUCUUGAAGGGCUGGCAGCGUUCGCAGUUUGGUCGUGGUCAGCUUAUUCGUAUGCAUUAUGACGAGGGGAAGCUGGUUCACAGUGCUGGUAGCGAUCCGAGGGGCGAUGGAAAUGCUUUCCCUUUGAUUUAG